UGGACAAAAGUAAAACGUUUGACUGACAUGGAACAUCGAACUGGGCAUCUGAACAUGUGACUUCCUCUAAUAACAAACAGCAUUUAAAAGAAAUUAAUGAACAACUACAUUUGCAACUCCAUAAAAUAUAAAGAAAAGCAAUAAAACAUCCAUUCAAAGACAUAAAAGCAAUAACAGACAAACAGAAAAGCAGUUUCCUCUCGCUCGUGGACGUUUGUUUUGUCCACCGGAAGUCCGCUGUGUGGGUUCCGUCGACUUGAUGCCGGUCUGCGGUGACAACAGAAGCACCGAUUCCUGGAAGGACCCGCCAGCUGCGGCCUUUCCAGCCGGUAAACCGCCCCAAAUGAGAGCCGGCAGGAUUUAACGGAGCCUAAGGGAGCCGCGGGGCGUGAAGAAGGUAUUUGUAAACAUGCUCACUCGACCACUGACACUGAACAAGAGCGAUGACAGGGGGCGUGGUCUUGUCACCCUGACCCCACCCCCUUCCCUCCCAUUGGCCGAUGAUGACGAAGACACACAAAGAGCUCCUCCGUGGAGUUCCUCUUCCUCUCCUCCUCUACCUCUUUGUGUCCUCCCAUCCUCCUCUGAUCCUUCCCUAGCUCCUCCCUCCUUUCCCUUCUCUCCUCCACCAUAUACCCUUCCUUCUUUCUCAUCUACAAAUCUUUAUGCUCCUUCUCCUCCUGCGUCCCUUCUCUUUCCUCCUUCAGCUUCUGUCGUUCCUUCCCUUAUUUCCUCUGCUCUCUCCACUGGUCCUCCUCUUUCCUCUCCUCUUGUCCCUCCAUCCCUCAUAUCUCUGCCUCCUGCUGCUCCUUCUGUCUCCUCUUCUGCUUUUAAUUCACCGUCUCCUUGUGUGGUUCCUUCUUUUCUUCAUCCUUCUGGUUCUGGUUCUUCACCCUCCUGUAAAUCUCCUUCUUCUGUUGCUCCUGCUCCUUGUUCCCUUUCGUCUUCUCUCUCUUCAUUCCUCCAUCCUUCACCUCAAUCUCCUCUGGAUAUCUGUACUCCCCCUGGUUCUGUUUUUUCUUCUCCAGUGCUUCCUCCUUGUUCUUCAGUUCCUUCUCAUGUUUCUCCUCCCCCUGUCCUUUUUACCCAUCGUGCUUCGGCUAUUUGUUCUCCUCCUUCUUCCUCUCCUCCCGCUCACGUUUCUCCUCCUCCUGCUACUCCAGUUUCCUCUCUUCUUCCUCAUUCUUCUCCAGCAGUUUCUUUUUCUCCUCCUCCUGCUACUCAAGUUUCUGCUCUCUCUCCUCCUGUAGCGUCAUCUCCUCCUUCUCCUGUAGCUCAGUCUCUUCCUCCUUCUAUAGCUGGUCCUCUCUGCUGCCCUUGCUCCUCCCUCCUGCCCCGCCUCCUCUCAGCUCACCGGCAGGAAAUGCGGCGCCUCCUACGAGGCGCUCUGGCCACCAUUGGUCGUCGCCUGGACUCCUUAGAGAGAAGCAGCAGGAUGAAGAGGAGGAAGAAGAGUGGCAGGCAGGAAGCAGAAGAAGGAGGGGCUUCCUGUUCUCCUGGUUUUAAAGCAUUAAGCCCCGCCCCAUUGGGUAGCCCCGCCCACCACCCAACUGUUACCAGCUCCCCUUCAUCAUUUUCAUCAGUGAGCAGAGACUCACCAGAACCUCCUCUUCCAGCUAGUUUGAGCCAAUCAAAAGAGCGGAGAAGGAGCAGAGAAAACAGAGAAGACGAUGAAGACGCCCGGAGGUUUGUGGGGCGGAUGGCGUUCUCCUUCAGAGGAGGAGCAGAGGAGGAGGAGGCACUGCUCACUCUGCACAGAUUCAACCACAGAAAAUACCGAAGAAGACAAGUGGAAGGAGCCGGCCAAUCAGAGAAAUCCGUCAGUGUCGUCAGGCAGAAUGGAUACACAGCUACGAUACCCAGCUCCUCUUCCCAUCAAGCACUGCAACUCCUCCAGUUGGCCUGGAGUGAUGGGACCUGCAGCCAAUCAGAAGCCCCAUACAUCUCUCCAGGCCAAUGGCGUUUCUCGGACUUUGCCGCUCCACUCUCCCUCUUCUCCAAUCAUGGGGCCUUCAGCAUAUGUCACCUGUCUCCUUCCUCCUUUAACCCCGCCCCCAUGCUGCGACUAUCCGCGGUUGCCGUGGAGACAAUGUCCUCGGCUGUGAGGGGCGGGGCUAUUAGUCUCCCGCGGAGCCUGAAAGACUUCACGGUCCCGCCUAGUCUGAGCACAGACCACUGUUAUGGACGAACCCCUUCGCAAAGUCAAACGUUUUCUGCCCGGCGACAGCAGAAGCAACGAGCCAAUCACAGCGGCAGUAGCCUCCACCUCCCACAGCGACGACCCCUCCCCCUCUGUUCAGCCAAUGGGCUGUCUGCUGCUCCACUUGACGUUGGCCAAUCAGAAACGGGCUCUGAGUUACUUGGCACAAACAGAGAGCGAUGUAAACGAGUCUCACAGAUACGAAUCCGCCGGGCAUCGCCGCGGGAAACGCCGCUCACUCCGAUGGGACUACCAAAGGUCAAAAGGUCAAAGAAGAAAGAGUUCAGUCUUGAGGAGAUUUACACCAACAAGAACUACAAAUCCCCCACAACAAACAGGAGUCUGGAGACAAUCUUUGAGGAGCCACGGGAAAAAAAUGGUGCGCUGCUCCUGAUUGGCCAGCAGAGAAGACGCAGGCUCCUCCUCUUCCCUGACUUUACUUUACCCAGGAAGCGUAAGAGGCCGCAAGGGGCAGGCCUUCCUGUUGCCAUGGUGCCCCGGAAACGGGUGGCGGCACGACGACUUUGCCAUGGCAACGGCCCCGUUGACGACGACGCGGACCUGGACGUGAUGCUCGUGGAGCGACUGAGUGCACUGGAGGACUUCCUGACACGGCAGGGCCUGGAGGUGUGAGCUGUGACAUCACUUCCUCUCCGCUGACCAUUGGCCAAAUAAAACUGACCUGCUAGAACACUUGCUACAAAUCGGACGGGUGGAGCUUGUUUCUACUUCUUUUCAUUUUUUCUAAACUGUUUAAAUGUGAAUUCUCUGAAAUAUUUAAUUUCACUAUUUUUUUAAAUGAACACCUGUUGGGAGGCCACGCCCACAGGGGGCUUUGUGUUUAUUUUUACAUUUUUUGUCUUUGGUCAAAUAUAAAAAUAUUUCACACCUGUUCACACUUGUAGUACUUUGAAAUACUGUCCGAGUACUCCGUACGGCUGGUGUUAAUAUAAGUGUAAUGUAUAUAUAUUUCUGCUGAAAAUGUGUCUAUUUUUGGAACGGAUAAAAGUGUUUUUGCUCACUGAAUUGUGUCCUUUUAUUAGUGAUCAGUUAUUGAUCAGUAAUUAAUAGUUAACUAAUUGGUGAACAGUUUGUGAAAACAUUUGUUUAUCAACAAAUAUGAAUGUUGCCUUUACUUAAAAGUGUUCAGAAAUGUUGUUUGUGAAUUAUAGAAUAUUAUUUUAAAGUUUCCUGAAGAACUAAACGUUCAGACAAAGGCUGUGAAACGAGAAUAUAAUAAAAUACUGGUGAGCAACAACUUUUGAUCCAUAAGCUUUUAGACGUCAUUUAUAAUAAUGAAAAUGGUUCAAUAUGAUGACGAGCCACAAUCACACUGCGUCCCGGUACAUUUGAUUUAAUUGUAGAAUGUUUUUUUUACCCUGAAACUUGAAUCUGUUGGUCUGCUGCAGACAUCCUAUAAUAAAGCAUGAAGCGAUUAAAGUA
Molecule: messenger RNA, 3643 nt
Organism: Gasterosteus aculeatus aculeatus (three-spined stickleback)
Lineage: Eukaryota; Metazoa; Chordata; Actinopteri; Perciformes; Gasterosteidae
Source: RefSeq, a predicted model, not a curated record